Molecule: messenger RNA, 132 nt
Organism: Dictyostelium discoideum AX4
Lineage: Eukaryota; Evosea; Eumycetozoa; Dictyosteliales; Dictyosteliaceae
Exons: 2
Coding region: 1-132 (43 amino acids)
Source: RefSeq, a predicted model, not a curated record
AUGAAAAUAUUUAUAUUUAUACUUUUUUUCCACAAUUAUAUUUUAAAUUGUAUCUUAUUUUUUUAUGUUUUAUUUAAUGGAGCGCAAGAGAGUGAUGGAGUAUGUGUUAAUGAUGAUAAAUCAUUCAUAUAA